Molecule: messenger RNA, 743 nt
Organism: Aspergillus calidoustus
Lineage: Eukaryota; Fungi; Ascomycota; Eurotiomycetes; Eurotiales; Aspergillaceae
Source: the annotation of a GenBank genome assembly
CUACGCGUCUGCCCGCGCCCGAAGCAGCGUUCCAAUCUGGCCAUUGUGUGGAGAUGGAAUAUCUCGCCGACGCCAUUUCCUCUAACGGCCCUGUCCAGGCCUCGCCAUUCUCAGAACUAGUCAUGGUCACAACCGUCUGCGGCCGUGCCCUCGUCCAUCACUACCAAGCCCUUGUCGAGAGCAGCUACAACAGCUCCAUUCGCAACUUUCACGACUGACACCAGUGGAUCCACAGUACCUUGACUCAGUGGCUAAAUAUGCUAGCAAGGAGCACGUCAAGUAUGAGCGGGAGUAAUGACGGGGUCGCCCUCUUCACGCGCAUGCUCGGCCAAACUACCAUCUUGUAUCUCCACCAUACUCUCGAACUUAGUGCGUACGAUUUUGACGCGGUUGGACUAGUAUUUGCUAUUGAGUACGACGAGACUGCCUUCCAAGCGGCGCAGGAAAUGAUCUCGUUGGCGAAGACGUUAGGCCAGCUCAACUCCUUCAAGAUCCAUCCUUUUACCUCCAUCCCCCUCGCCCUCUGCGCAGCCUUUCUCAACACCCACCGCGACCCAAAUACUCGAUUCUAUACAAAGCUCCACGAAAUGUUUCAGGCUCUCCGGCACGUCAAAAUCGCCAAUAGCCUUGGCGGCAAGAUCCUGGAGAUAUUUCAGUUGCUUCGCUACCAUACCCAGACAAGCGAAAACCCAUCUUCAGGUAUAGCCAUCGAGAAUGUACCGCCAUCAAAUCGUUGAUCAAGC